AAAACCCGUCAAAACCGACUCACGGGCUCCAAGGCAAUGAGAAUAAGGGCAGUAAUUCAUAGAGGACGGUCCUCACAUCCCCAUCCUCAAGUUUUGUGGCGUUACAUGUUUUAUCUGAGGUAAACUACGGGGAGAGCUUCAUCUGAAGGACGUUUCUCAGUAAUUCAUCACCAUCAAAGAAAAUCCGUCCGGGAAACAAGGGACCGACACAAAGUUUCUCUAUACACCUUCCUCUCACACACACGCACACUUGAAGACCGAGAAUAAUCGCUCUGAAAGCAUGGAGCCCGCCGAGAUGAACACUAUCCCCAAUGGAAAGGGGCACGAAGCUGGGGAGGAGACAACUGCAAUAAAAAGCCAGUCAGAAGAUGCAGCUCGGGAACUUGUACCAAAUAGCACUGAAAAUGCCAGAACUCCAGGUAAUGCAGAGGCAAACCUGGCAGAAAGCUCGGAGUUCCUGUCCAAUGCAGAUGACAAGAAAACUCCUCGCUUCACGGAUUUUGAGGGAAAGACUUCUUUUGGGAUGUCCGUCUUCAACUUGGGAAACGCCAUCAUGGGAAGUGGAAUUUUGGGAUUAGCGUAUGCAAUGGCCAACACGGGCAUUGUCCUCUUUAUAAUUCUCCUCACUGUUAUUGCUGGUCUGUCUUCAUACUCCAUUCACCUGCUGCUAAAAUCUUCAGGCGUUGUGGGCAUUAGAGCUUAUGAACAACUGGGCUUCCGAGCCUUCGGCACACCAGGCAAGAUGGCUGCCGGCAUUGCAAUCACCCUGCAGAAUAUUGGAGCCAUGUCCAGCUACUUGUACAUAGUAAAGUAUGAGUUUCCACUGGUUAUCCAGGCUUUUCUCAAGGUGGAUAAUCCAUCAGGGGAGUGGUAUUUAAAUGGCAAUUACCUGGUCGUCAUUGUAUCAUGCAGUGUCAUCUUGCCACUGGCUUUAAUGAAGCAGCUCGGGUACCUGGGCUACACCAGCGGUUUCUCUCUCAGUUGUAUGGUCUUCUUCCUUAUUGCGGUGAUCUAUAAGACGUUCCAGGUCAAAUGUCCUUUUGAUGACUAUGCCCAUAACAGGACAGCAUUGGGCUUUAACACGAGUGUGGCGGCUGACCCCGGAGGAGUGGCGAUGACCCCUGAGGGUGACCCUGCCUGCACCCCCCGCCUCUUUAACCUCAACUCACAGACGGCCUACACGGUUCCCAUCCUGGCGUUCGCGUUUGUGUGCCACCCCGAGGUGCUGCCAAUUUACACGGAGCUACGCAAUUUGUGUGUAGAUAAGGUGGAAGCUGAGCUGUUGCAUACCUACAGUCGAAUAGACCCGUACGACACACUCAUCCUGUGCGUUCGUCUGGCUGUGCUGACUGCCGUCACACUCACUGUACCCAUCGUGCUGUUUCCUGUAAGGAGAGCAAUUCAGCAGUUGUUCUUCCCAAAUAAAACCUUCUGGUGGCCACGUCACAUUGCCAUAGCUGUCACCCUCCUCACCAUCAUCAACUUACUGGUCAUCUUCGCCCCGAACAUCCUGGGCAUCUUCGGAGUCAUCGGUGCCACGUCUGCGCCGUGCCUCAUCUUUAUAUUUCCGGCUGUGUUUUACAUCCGCAUUGUUCCCAAGGAAGAGGAACCUAUGCGAUCAGCACCGAAAAUCCUUGCUGCUUGCUUUGCCAUUUUAGGAGUCCUAUUUAUGGUAAUGAGCCUCGGCUUCAUCAUCAUUGAUUGGACAUCAGGGAGCAGCAAAGGAAGCAGUGGUCAUUAGGCCUCACCCUCUAAUGGUUUAUGCUUUUUAAUAUUACUUUCGGGUCAGUAGUUGGGGAGGAUGCAUAAUCUCUCAGUGAUCAGUCACAAGAGUAUUACCAGAUUCCUAGCUUUAAUUGCAUUCAAUCAAUGCAUUAUUUAGCCGUGUGACCUGCAUGUGCUGUAAAUGGGGUUUUGACCCAUCUCAGGCCAGCAUUAAUAAAUCCAUUUAAAGGCCAUCCACUUCCAAAAAGGAGUGGAAAUAGUUUGUUUUAAAGCAGGGAGAAGACAACCAGAAAAGAAAAUCAGAACUAGAAAAUGAAAGCCCAUGAUAGUUAGUUUGUGCCAUAGUAACAGCACAUGCAGUAUGCAGGGUUUACGAACAAAAGGGAUUAUGCAUUCUAACCGAACAGACUCAUCAGCUUGCCCAACCUCCCAUCCAGCCCUUCAUAUUAUGACCUUUGAUCUCUGCCCUUCGGCCACAUUCCCAAGAGAUUAGAAAUCAAAGUAAGUGCUCAGUUCUUAUGGGAGGAUUGGUGGUUAUUAAAGUGUUUAUUUCAUCAUAUCUCAUCUUAGAUAUAGCAAUACUCUGUGCAAUAGCUGUGAGAUAUCUGACACUGAAGGCCGUUGAGAGGAGACACACAACCUCGUCCAGAAUCCAGACUUGAUUUGGCUGCAGUCUAUUACACUAUUUCAAAUUUAUGCAAAUUGUACGUAUAGAUGUACGUGUCACAUUUUUAUAUGGAUUUAUAAUGUUUAUCCUUUCUACAAUAUUUAGAGAUAAAUAUAUUAGUAGAUAUAUGAACAUAUAUAUAUAUAUAUAAAAGAGUAUUCCGAUUCAUCUGGUAUUCACAAGGUUAUCCAUCACAUCCCUUUACAGUAUUUGUGACUAUUCAGCUAAGAUGCCGUCUUUAAAAGAUUUCGAUUUAAAAAGACAGAAUUAUUCAAGAUGAAAGGCACAUUUGAAAUAUUCUUCUUUUUUUAGGAAUACUACUGUUGCGAUGGGAAAGCACAGAUUGGAAAGCACAGUUAAUCAUAGGGUCAGGUUGUAAUGAUCCCAUGAGUCCUGCUGAUAGACUUUGAAACACUCUCUGGAUUUAUAUGUAGAGAAAACCAAAAACACAGAUUCACAGGGUCUUCUCCUUAACUGGAGAAACAAAUGUGGUGCAUUGAUGCACAUAAAUGUUUUAGUUACAGGGCAAAAUGGCAUACAUGUGGUUACCUUGCCCGGUGGAAACUGAUUGGUUUUGCUUCUAGAUAGGCUUUAAAAAAAGAGGCUAUUAACCCAAGUAGACUGAUGAUUUUGGAGAUCGGUUCCCGCACAGGGUCAUUCUGCGAUUACUGAAUCCUUAAACUACAGCACUUUCAGUUGAAGCACAACCUCCGCUCAAUCUCUUGACCUAGUGACCCAGUUAUGACUUAUGACAUAAUCGUAGAUUAAUAUAUUUUGUAGACAGAUAUAUGAUGAACAAAGCCUAUGUACUACUAACUGUAAAUUGUUCAAAGAAAAGAGUAAUGUGUGGACGUCUAACAUGGUACAUGAAUAUUUUAAACUUUGUAAUUGAAACUCAUCAUCCUAAAAACAAACAAACAAACAAAAAAAUCAAGCACUUACUGGCCCAUAAUGAUCUUAGUGGUAACACUGUGGUGUUUUAGUGUGUGUAUGUGUGCGUUCUCUCCUCUUCUCGCUUAUGAAGAAAGGAUACUUCAGUCAGUGAACGUACUGUAAUGGACUAUAAGAUGUCUAAAUGA
Messenger RNA from Sinocyclocheilus grahami, 3471 nucleotides. Its product is annotated as sodium-coupled neutral amino acid transporter 3-like. Gene Ontology annotation, cellular component: plasma membrane. The record is from RefSeq and is a predicted model, not a curated record. The coding region runs from base 281 to 1741 and encodes 486 amino acids. Gene Ontology annotation, biological process: amino acid transmembrane transport; asparagine transport; histidine transport. Gene Ontology annotation, molecular function: L-asparagine transmembrane transporter activity; L-histidine transmembrane transporter activity; L-glutamine transmembrane transporter activity. The transcript is spliced from 16 exons. NCBI's taxonomy places the organism in Eukaryota, Metazoa, Chordata, Actinopteri, Cypriniformes, Cyprinidae.